CGCAAUUUUCCUCCCAUUUUAUUCAGUGCUACACAUUUUCAGCUACAAAACUUUGGGAUUUUCAGUAAUACUUCAAUUAGACAUAACCGACGCCAUGAUUUUCCCGUUCUCAGCUCCAAAAGCGGCUCCAAGCCAGUUGCCGGAUGUUCAUGGAACACGAUGCGGAUUCAGUUUCGUCAAUUGCAGGCGAAACGCUGAACUCCUGGCCCGGGGAUUUGAGCCCCCGAAAGCGGUGCGCACGGGCACCUCCAUCGUGGGCAUUAUCUAUCAGGAUGGCGUUAUCCUGGGCGCCGACACACGCGCCACCGAAGGACCCAUUGUCUCCGACAAGAACUGCUCCAAAAUUCACCACCUGCAGGAUCACAUAUAUUGCUGUGGAGCUGGCACCGCUGCCGACACGGAGAUGAUGACCCUGAUGACCUCCUCGGAGCUGGACCUGCAUCAGUUGAACACGGGGCGGCAGGUGCCGGUGGUGUGCGCCAGCAUGCUGUUGCGGAGGACCCUGUUCCGCUACCAGGGGCACAUUGGAGCCGCCCUGGUAAUGGGCGGAGUGGACAAGACGGGUCCUCAGAUCUACUGCAUCUAUCCGUGCGGGUCGAACGACAAGAUUCCGUAUGCGGCCAUGGGAUCGGGCACCCUGGCCGCGAUGUCCGUGCUGGAGCACAACUGGCGACCGGAUUUGAAUCGGGAACAGGGCAAGCAGCUGGUGCGAGAGGCCAUCUCGGCGGGGGUGUUCAACGAUUUGGGCUCCGGAUCGAACAUCGAUCUGUGUGUGAUCACCAGGAGGGGGGCGGAGUACCUGCGGACGGACACGAUUGCCAGCGAGAAGGGCGAGAGGCUGGGCAAAUAUGGCAUCAAGCCGAACACCACCCUGGUGACCUCCACGUCCGUGCUGAGUCUCGAGGUCACCGACGAGCGCACCUACGGAGUGGGUCUCUUUCCCUCGCAGUCCACGGUGGAGGUGGAGGUGGAUCAACAGAGGGAACCUCAGCAAGCGGAGGAGGCGGACAACCUGUCCGCCGGAUCGCAGAACAAAGCUCCCUAGAGUGUAUACCUUUCACAUUCAUUUCAGUUGCAGCAAAUUAACCGUUAACAAGCCACUUGACUCCACAUAAAUGUAAAUGCAUUUGCGAAACGCAGGGAUUCCCCUUGAAUUCUUUCAUCCUGUUGUUGGUCCUGCGGGAAUGAUGCCAGGAGCAUCAAGCAUUUUUCCAAAGGGGAUUAGAAUGUGGACUGGGAAUGCCUACUAGCACACUCGAGGAAAUAUUACUGUUUACGCAUAGAUAUUGCUUGAAAA
Drosophila elegans is the source of this 1297-nucleotide messenger RNA. RefSeq names its product proteasome subunit beta type-7 (gene Prosbeta2R1). The transcript has 3 exons. NCBI's taxonomy places the organism in Eukaryota, Metazoa, Arthropoda, Insecta, Diptera, Drosophilidae. Gene Ontology annotation, molecular function: threonine-type endopeptidase activity. The coding region runs from base 95 to 1045 and encodes 316 amino acids. The record is from RefSeq and is a predicted model, not a curated record. Gene Ontology annotation, cellular component: proteasome core complex.